AUGAAUGGCCAACCUACGGGUUCUAUUAUUCCACAGAGGGGGUUACGUCAAGGAGAUCCUUUAUCGCCGUAUUUGUUUAUACUUUGCACAGAGGUGCUGAUAGCAAAUAUUACAAAGGCUGAACGAGAGGAGAAGUUGACGGGUAUCACUAUUGCUCGUGAUAGCCCCACUAUUUCUCAUUUGUUAUUCGCUGAUGAUAGUCUCUUUUUCUGUAAGGCUGAAGUGUCUGAAUGUCGGACAGUGAUGAAUAUUAUAGUUGAUUAUGGUAGAGCCACAGGGCAAGAGGUGAAUCUGGAGAAAUCUUCAAUUAUGUUCGGUAAGAAGGUUCCACCUGAGACAAAAUCUCAGAUAAAAUCAGUUAUUGGCAUUUCCAAGGAGGGCGGUAUGGGCUCUUAUCUGGGUAUUCCUGAAAGUCUUCAGGGUUCGAAAAAUAAGGUUUUUAGCUAUGUGAAGGAUCAGUUGGAUGAUCGAGUUAAUGGUUGGUCUUCGAAGCUGUUAUCGAAAGGGGGCAAGGAAGUUAUGAUUAAAUCGGUGGCAUUGGCACUUCCUACCCAUGUUAUGUCAUAUUACAAACUACCGCAGGAGCUGACGUCUAAACUAACGAGUGCUAUUUCUACUUUCUGGUGGAAGUCUAACGAUAAGGCUCGUGGUAUGUGUUGGGUUGCUUGGGAUAAAUUAUGUAAAGACAAAGGCGAUGGGGGUCUAGGAUUCCGAGCCCUAGAACAGUUUAAUGAUGCUAUGCUGGUUAAACAGUUUUGGCAUCUAAUUCAACAUCCGACUUCCCUGAUGGCUCGGGUGAUGAAAGGCCGUUAUUUUAGGGAUAAGCAUCCACUUUUGGCAAAAAAACCGAAUAAUCCUUCUUUUGCAUGGAGGAGCAUUUACUCCACUAAGGAUCUAGUGGGACAAGGAGCGAGGUGGGCGGUGGGCUCUGGCUGCUCUAUCUCUGUUUGGCGGGAUCCGUGGUUACCGGAUGUCCGGCCCAGAUCAGCUAAUGGACGGGGACGUUUUCUGCUCCCGAGUUUGAUGGUGAAUCACUUAAUUAAUCCAAUUACGAAGGACUGGCAUUUACCUAUUUUACAGGAAUUUUUUCAUCCAAUGGAUAUUCCGAUUAUUUGGAGCAUGUCGGUGAGCAAAUACUAUAAACCGGAUCGUUUAAUAUGGCACUUCACCAAAUCGGGGAAGUACUCGGUGAAAUCGGGUUAUCGGUUAGCCCAUGAAUUAAUUACGGCAGUUAAAUACGGGCCUACGUUUUGGAAAGAUAGGAAUAGGAAAGUUUUUCAGGGCAUUCAGAGUGACCCGAGUGAUAUUAUAAACCAGGCGAAUAAUGACAGGCUACUGUGGGAGGAGGUCAAAUCUUUCCCGGGGAGUUAUGUACAUUCUUCGCCGUCUCAGGAGGUGAGGGAGCCCGUUCCACGAUGCCAGGUUGAUGGUUCAUGGAAAAGUUCGGACCCUUUCCAAGGUUUGGGCUGGUGGUAUUGUAAUGGGGAAGAAUUGACGCUUCUCUUGGGAGCACGAAGUCAUAGACGUGGCCCAAACCCAUUACACGCGGAGUUACAAGCUCUAAUAUGGGCCAUGGAAUCCUUGAUAGCGGCGGGUGUUGACUGUUAA
This is a messenger RNA of Camelina sativa (false flax), 1608 nucleotides long. Lineage: Eukaryota; Viridiplantae; Streptophyta; Magnoliopsida; Brassicales; Brassicaceae. The record is from RefSeq and is a predicted model, not a curated record.